Trichoderma reesei QM6a is the source of this 1422-nucleotide messenger RNA. RefSeq lists its product as uncharacterized. NCBI's taxonomy places the organism in Eukaryota, Fungi, Ascomycota, Sordariomycetes, Hypocreales, Hypocreaceae. The record is from RefSeq and is a predicted model, not a curated record. Gene Ontology annotation, biological process: pantothenate import across plasma membrane. The transcript has 4 exons. Gene Ontology annotation, cellular component: plasma membrane. Gene Ontology annotation, molecular function: pantothenate transmembrane transporter activity. The coding region runs from base 1 to 1422 and encodes 473 amino acids.
AUGCUGAGUCAACGCGUUCGCGAUUACCUCCAUACGGAGUAUCAGCCUGGCGAGGCUACGCUUAUACGCAAGAUUGACUUUUUCAUCUUGACUUUCUGCUGUCUGAGCUACUUUAUCAACUAUCUGGACCGUUCCAACCUCGCCAAUGCCUAUGUCUCUGGCAUGAGAGAGGACUUGGGAUUUGUUGGCAAUCAGCUCAAUGUCAUCAACACUUGCUUCACAGUUGGCUACGUUCUCGGCCAGAUCCCCUCCAACCUCUCUCUCUACUAUGUCAAGCCGCGCAUAUGGUUCCCCUCCAUGAUGCUCCUCUGGGGCGGCCUGACCAUGGUCACCGCCUCUGUCCACAGCCCGCAAUCCAUCAUGGCCAUCCGCUUCUUCCAGGGCAUCUUCGAGGCGUCGACAUUUGUCGGCACGCACUACAUCCUCGGCGCUUGGUAUACCGAGCGCGAGCUGGGUAAGCGCAGCGGCAUCUUCACGGCGUCUGGCCUUGCCGGCAGCAUGAUUGGCGGCUUCAUCCAGACGGGCAUUCAUUCGAGCCUCAACGGCCGCAGCGGCCUGGCGGGAUGGCGAUGGCUCUUCAUCAUUGAUGGCCUACUGACGAUUCCUGUUGCGGCAUACGGCUUCUUCUUCUUCCCAGACACCCCUCGGAACACUUCCGCCUUCUAUCUGACGGAGGACGAGAAGCGCCUGGCUGUUAUUCGUGUGCCUGUCGUUGAGGAACACUCGCCCAUCACGCUCCGCUUCCUUAAGAAGGUGCUCACUUCGUGGUACUGGUGGGGGUUCGUCAUGCUCUGGGUCAUCGCUGGCGAGACAGAGUCCUUCUCAUCCAACUCCUUGCUUGCCCUCUAUCUCAAGAGCCAUCCCACACACAAGUACACAGUCUCUCAGCUCAACAACUACCCGACUGGCGUUCCCGCCGUUGGCAUUGUCUCUACGCUUUUCUGGGCCACACUGACCGAUUUUCUCAACGGCAAGCGGUAUCUUGUCGGCUACUGGAUCGGAAUCGUUGGUAUUGCCACGUCCAUCAUGAUCCUCGUGGCCUCUCAGCAUCCAACCAGCUCCCAGUCGACCACCGUUGUCAUGGCAGCAUACUACAUCGCCGGAUCGGUCUAUGCGUGUCAAGCCACCUUCUUUGCCUGGUGCAACGACUCCAUGAGACAUGAAGAGCACGUCUUCCGGGCUGUUGUCUUGGCCGGCAUGAACCUGGGCAACAAUGCCGUGAAUGCGUGGUGGAGCAUCAUCUUCUACGGAGCCUCCGAAGCACCAUGGUUUAACCGUGGUAUGUGGGCUAUGAUUGCCUGCAGCAUUGCCCUUGCAAUCUGGACAGUCAUUCUGCAAUACACGGACCGCCGUAACAAGAAGAUGCGUGACAUUGAGGGGGUCAAUGGCAGUCUGAGCAUUGUGGUGGAGGGCAAAGAGUAG